Messenger RNA from Triticum aestivum (bread wheat), 866 nucleotides. Its product is annotated as CBS domain-containing protein CBSX2, chloroplastic. The record is from RefSeq and is a predicted model, not a curated record. The transcript has 5 exons. The coding region runs from base 123 to 614 and encodes 163 amino acids. Lineage: Eukaryota; Viridiplantae; Streptophyta; Magnoliopsida; Poales; Poaceae.
UCCUCCGCACCCUCGGCUUUCCCUCUCCGCACCCUCGGCCUUCCCUCCCCUCCCCAGUUUCCAGCCGCGAGCCAACCCGACGCGAGUGCGUUGCGAGGGAGAGAGAAGAGGGGACUAGCACCAUGGGCGCCAGGCUGCUGCUCCUCUCCUUCGACUGCCCGGCCGUCGCUGGCGGGCGGCGGUCUCGUCUGUCUGCAGUGCCACGGAUGUCUUCCGGUGCCCCCCUCGUGCGGCCCCCAGCCUCAUCCGUCUGCGCGUUCGCGGUCACCGCCGCUAGAGGCAACCUGCCGCACCACACCUCCGUGGUUGUGGAGGGUGGUGGAGUUUACACUGUUGGUGACUUUAUGACUAAAAGGGAACAACUCCAUGUUGUGAAACCAUCCACUUCAGUAGAUGAAGCUCUUGAGAGGCUGGUGGAGCAUCGAAUAACUGGCUUUCCUGUUACCGAUGAUCACUGGAAUUUGGUUGGUGUGGUCUCAGAUUAUGAUCUGUUAGCACUGGACUCGAUAUCAGGUAUUGUUUGGAAUUGCUGUGAAAUGGACAAGCUGAGGCUGACAUAUUUCCUGAGGUGGACAGCACUUGGAAAGUACAUUUUGAAAGGCUUGGACGGAUAAUAGACUUAAUUGUGUCGCAUGGUUAUGCAUCUACCUUUAGGACCACCCCCUCCCUCACAUGCACACGCACGCACACACGCGCAUACGCAUACACACAAGUUGUAGAGGUAGUUUGUCACUGGAUGUGGGAUGACAUGUAGGAUUGGAGAGCUCAAAUAAAAAUUACUUGCUAUUGCCAGCUGCGAGAUACAAAGGUGUAGAACAAUUUAUUUACUUUUGUGAAAGGGAAUGAUAGGCUUGGGCUCAGUCAAA